This is a messenger RNA of Babesia bovis T2Bo, 3035 nucleotides long. Its product is annotated as Eukaryotic translation initiation factor 3 subunit 8 N-terminus family protein. The record is from RefSeq and is a predicted model, not a curated record. Gene Ontology annotation, cellular component: eukaryotic translation initiation factor 3 complex. The coding region runs from base 105 to 3005 and encodes 966 amino acids. The transcript is spliced from 2 exons. Gene Ontology annotation, biological process: translational initiation. Gene Ontology annotation, molecular function: RNA binding; translation initiation factor binding; translation initiation factor activity. Lineage: Eukaryota; Apicomplexa; Aconoidasida; Piroplasmida; Babesiidae.
CUGGGCUUCGUGCUCUUGAUAUAAAUAGUAACCAUUUGCAAUACUUGGACGUAUAGGUCCUUUACUUUUAAUUGUUGAUUGUAUUACCUGGUGUGAUUUACACCAUGGCUAGCAACGUGCAAUCCAAAUUUUGGGGUGAGGAUUCUGAUGAUUCCUAUUCGGAUUCCUCUGGUUAUUCUAGUGAGGUUAGUGAGCGUGAUGCUCAGAAGCGUCCUGGUGCCGCCGCUGCUUGGGUUGCCAGUGACAGUUCCAGUGAUGAUGACGAGAACCGUGUUGUGAAGAGUGCCAGGGCGAAGGCUCUGGAAGCUAUCCAGAACAUUGGAAAAGCCUUGGACCAUCACAAGACCAUUAGUGACUACUCUGAGGUGUUGAAGGACUAUGACAACCUUGCAAGGCUUGUUGAGAAGCAAUAUUCUAGGGGCCGUAUUCCAAAGCUGAUUGUCCAGAUUAUAGUGGAGCUUCAGGAGUUUAUCGAUGAAAAGCAGAAGGACAAGGACUCCUUGAAGAAGAUGUCUAAAGCUCGUUCAAUAUCAUUUAACACUUUGAAAUCGAGGCUUCGUAAAUUUAAUGAGCAAUACGCUGCAGUCGUUGAUGAGUAUAACAAGGACCCUUCUUCUUACGUUGAUAUCUUGAAGGAGUCAUCUGACGAGGAUUAUGACUCCGAUGAUAUGGAUGACAGUGAUGAUGAUGAUGAAGACACUGAGGAGAGCAGCGAAGAAUCAUCUGUUGAGGAAGAGUCAGCAUCUGAAGAUGAAAGCGAGCAGGCAUCAGCUGUAGAUGCUGAGGAUGACGAUGGUGGUGACGAGGACAGUGAAGAGGACUCUGAUUACUCUGACUGGUCUGAUUCGGACGCCUCCAGCAUUUCAGACGCUGACGCUGGUGACAAGCACAAGUCAGCUUUGGCUAAAUGGGGAGUUAAAAAGGUGGACUCCGCCCCCAAAGUCCAGAAGCCGAAGGUUGCAUCUAAGAAACCCAAGGGCAAGGUAGUUAAGAAGAAGGAAGAACGUCCUGUUGUACCUUCUGGUGUUGGUAUAAUGCAUACUGUAAGUCAGGUAGCUGACGUCAUCGUUCCUAUUCUUGAGAAGGCUGAUUUAGGUGCCGCUGACAAUCCGUUCUCUUUGUCUACACCAGAGAUUAAUGCUGUUAUCAGCCAGGUUAUGGUAUCAGCUGACAGUGUCCGAUCGUAUGUCAAAUCAAUUGUUGAGCGUCGUGGUAAGCGUGGUGGCAACACUGCUGAGACCAUCCGUCACUUGAAGGUUUUACCAUACAUUGCCAAGGGCAUAUCACAUUCGCUAUAUAUCUUUGUUGUAGAGACAUUGCUCCACAUUGAGUUCGACAGUUACUCGAAUGCCUAUGGUGCCAUGACUCCCAAACAGUGGAUAGAUUCAUAUCGUAUAGUAUCUCACUUGAUUGACGAAUUGCGUCGUCACCCGCAUGCUCUGCUAUCUUCUGAGACUAUUGAAUCUGAUGAUCCCAAUGGAGCAGAGUCUCCCAAUGAGCGUGAUCCCGCGAAUGCUGGAGUAUCCCGUGAAGAGCGUAUCCAACGCUCAAUGACAAUUCUUGAGUCGGUAGUCCGCAAGUUGAAUGACGAGCUCUAUAAGGGUUUGCUAUAUAUCGAGGUUGGCAGUGACGAUUACAACACUAUGUUGGUAUACAACGUGAACAUGCUGUAUCUGCUUCACAAGACCUUGUUAUAUUGUUUAAGCAAGGGCAAGGAAACCAUUACCCACGCCGCUAACAUAGCUAUUAUAAUGCUAGAGCACUUACAUUACAAGGACGAUGUGGUAUCUGGCAAGAUUUGGGAGUUGGUCAGGCAGAAGGUAACUGACGAAGAGCAGUUUAAGGUAUACUUCCCUGAUGAUAACAAGAAAGCUUCUGAUAUUGUUGAGGAGUUAGCUUAUUUUGUCUUUGAGCACGGUUCACCUCGUGAAAAAAUUCGUGCAUGCUUAUACCUUGCGUUUAACAAGUCUUUGCAUGGUUUGUACUACGAAGCUAAGGACUUACUGUUGACUCCUAACAUACAUGACCUUGCUAUGGAGACUAGCAUAACCACCCAGAUAUUGUUAAAUCGCAACAUUGCUCAACUUGGUAUUUGUGCUUUUAGGAAGGGCUUAAUAAGCGAGGCUCACUCGUACUUAAUGGACCUCUGUUCUCAGAACCGUCACAAGGAAUUACUAGCCCAGGGUCUCUCUAUGGUCAAAGGUCAUGAGAAGCCUCCAGAGCAGGAGCGUGCUGAGAAGCGCAGGUUGUUACCUUAUCACAUGCAUUUGAACAUUGAGUUGAUAGAGACUGUGAACAACAUUUGUGCUUGUUUGCUGGAGUCAGCCAACUUGGCUAAAUCGUCGUUAAACAGUCGCGAGAUCAUAUCACGUCAAUUCCGUCGUAUGUACGAGAUGCAUGAGAAACAGGUCUUCAUGGGCCCUCCUGAGAACAACCGUGAUGUUGUGAUGUCAACAUUCAGGCACUUACAGAACGGUAAUUGGAAGGAGUGCUACGACCUACUUGCUGGUCUUACAAUAUGGAACCGCUUACCUGACCGUGAGGAGGUAUUGCAAAUUCUGAAGGACCGCAUUAAGGUUGAGGCCUUUAAUACAUACAUCUUCAAGUAUGUACCCGUCUACGACUCGUUCUCGGUUGAUCAAUUAUCCAGUAUGUUCGAUUUGGAUAAUAAUGUUAUCCACUCAUUACUGAGUAAGAUGAUUAUCACUGGUGAUAUACAUGCUACUUGGGACGACAGUAGUAAAUACUGCUUGAUCAACCACACUGAACCCACUGACCUACAGAAAUGUGCCAUUAAGCUGGCAGAGAAUCUAACGACUGCUGUUGAGCAGAACGAGAUGACAUUGAACAUGAAGAACCCGAAAUUCGCCUUAUCUCAGGACCGCAGGUUCCAAACUCGUGAAAACAAGUUUUCGUAUGGCCGCAGUCGUGACGACCGUCACCAUGCAGCUCCUACGUUUAACCGCAAUCGUCGUCCUAUUCAAGGCGCCCGCCUACACAGAUAAGGCAAUAAUUGACUACCAAGCACAAAGUGC